This is a messenger RNA of Cadophora gregata, 2515 nucleotides long. It is a transcript of the gene PRPF40A, whose product is annotated as PRP40 pre-mRNA processing factor 40. The transcript has 6 exons. The record is from RefSeq and is a predicted model, not a curated record. Bases 58 to 2409 code for a protein of 783 amino acids. Gene Ontology annotation, biological process: mRNA cis splicing, via spliceosome. Lineage: Eukaryota; Fungi; Ascomycota; Leotiomycetes; Helotiales; Ploettnerulaceae. Gene Ontology annotation, molecular function: RNA binding; protein binding. Gene Ontology annotation, cellular component: U2-type prespliceosome; U1 snRNP.
CUUCGAUUCUCGUCACCACCCUCAUUUUGCAAGAAUAAUAUUGCAUCACUUCAUGCAAUGAAUGUAACCAAUGGUCUCAACGGCCACGCCGUGGCGCCAGUUCUAUGGUCAGAGGCCCGAAAUGCUGAAGGUCGAGUUUAUUAUUACAAUACAAUUACGAAAGCUACGCAAUGGACCAAGCCAGAGGAGUUGAUGACCCCCGCAGAGCGUGCUCUUGCAAACCAGCCUUGGAAGGAGUAUACGGCGGAAGGAGGACGCAAAUACUGGUAUAACACGGAAACUAAGCAGAGCUCAUGGGAGAUGCCAGAUGUCUAUAAGGAAGCUCUUUCCAAAGAAGCUGCUGUACCUACACCCGUUGCACCAGCCCCUACAUUUGUCGCUGGUGGAGGGUUUUCUGCAGCACAAUUUGACAGCCCAAGAGACAGAGAGCCUCUAGGAGAAGCCCGCCAAAUUGCGUAUGGAAAUGAUGUUAAUGGAAGCCGCGCGCAAGUUUUCGUUCCUGCAAACACUGACCCUGACUACUCUACCUUUGAAGAGGCAGAGGCAGCAUUCCUAAAGCUAUUGCGCCGGCAAAAUGUCGACCCGAAUUGGACAUGGGAACAAACUAUGCGAUCCAUUAUCAAAGACCCCCAAUACCGCGCCCUCAAAGAUCCGAAAGAUCGUAAGACGGCAUUCGAGAAGUAUGCGGUUGAAGUACGAGCUCAGGAAAAGGAUCGAGCAAAGGAGAGAAUCGAAAAGCUCCGCAAAGAUUUUGCUACUAUGCUGAGAAGCCAUCCAGAGAUCAAGCACUACACCCGCUGGAAGACAGCGCGCCCAAUAAUCGAAGCAGAGACCAUCUUCCGCUCUGCAAAGGAUGACGACGAGCGGCGCCAAUUAUUCGAAGAUUAUAUCAUCGAGCUGAAGAAAGCCAAUGUCGAGCGAGAAGCCACUUCGCGACGUGCGGCAAUGGAUGAGCUCGUGGAUAUUCUGAAGCAACUCGAUCUGGAGCCAUACACAAGAUGGUCGGAGGCACAAGGUAUCAUCCAAUCCAACUCAAGAUUCCAAGGUGAUCAGAAAUUGAAGUCACUCACAAAGUCUGAUAUGUUGACUGCUUUCGAAAACCACAUUAAGUCUCUUGAAAAGGCCUUCAAUGAUGCUCGCCAACAGGAGAAGAACAUGAAGUCUAGGAGGGAGCGCCAGAAUCGGGAUCGUUUCCUAGCCCUCCUACACGAACUCAAGAACAGUAACAAAAUUAAAGCUGGAUCAAAGUGGAGUCAAAUCCACCCUUUGAUUGCCCAGGACGACAGGUAUCAAGCCAUUCUUGGCCAACCAGGCUCCAAACCAAUCGAUCUGUUCUGGGACAUGGUUGAGGAGGAGGAGCGUGCUCUUCGCAGCACUCGAAAUGAUGUCUUGGACGUGCUUGAUGACAAGCGAUUUGAGAUCCAGACGAAGACUACCUUUGAGGAGUUCCUUGCCUUGAUGCAAAAUGAUCGACGAACUGCUAACAUUGAUCGAGACGCUUUAUCACUGAUCUUCGAGCGCCUACAUGAAAAGGUAUCUCGCCGUACUGAAGCUGACAACGUUCAGCUGGAACGUCAGCAGCGUCGUGCUGUUGAUGCUCUCAGAUCUUUUAUCAAGCAUCUAGAACCACCUAUUCGUAUUGAUGAUACUUUUGAGAGGAUUCGACCUAGGGUUGAGAGAUCUGAAGAGUAUGUUGCACUCCCCUCUGACGAGCUUCGACGCUCUGCAUUCGACAAGGUUAUCAGGCGCUUGAAGGAGAAGGAAGAAGAUGCAGAGAGGGAUCGUCUCAAGCGACGAGAUCGUACUUCAGUGGACAGACCAACACAUCGUGAUAGAGACAGAGGUGAGAGAUCACAUCGUAGAAGAACCCGCAGCCCCGAACCAGAUGCCUAUGAGGCCGAUAGGCGCAAAGCAAUUGCCGAUCGGGAGAAGAACUAUCGAAAGACAAGCGCUGCAGACACUUUACUGUCUCCAGGCCGUCGUGACCGAGGAGAGCGAGAUCGCGAUCGUGAGCGUGACCGAGACUUUGACCGCGAUCUUGACAGACCUCAUCGUAGCCGCCGGGAGGAAGCAUCCAGUCAUUAUGAUCGAGAGCGGAGGGAUCGGGAGAGCGAAAGGGAGAAGCUAUAUCGAAAGAGAGGAGAUCCCAGGGGAAGCAUCGAUGAGUUGCCGUACGGUGACGAGAGACCGAGUGCAAAUCGGCGACGAAGAGCUGAUAGUGACGUGGAAAGUGCUGACAGCGCGCGGGUUGCAAAGAGAUCGAGAAGAGAGAUUACACCCCGUGAGCGAACCCCAAUCCCUCCACGUGAACGGCGUCACAGGACUAGGACACCACCGGCUCCUAUACCAGUGAAAGAGGAACCGGCUGUUCAUUCCGGCAGCGAAGAGGGCGAAAUAGAAGAGGAGUGAUGAGCGUAAUAUGAGUAGUGGGAAUUCGUAUUUAAAUCUACUUGUACUGUAUGUAUCGCGACCACACCAUCAAAAACUCUCGAGGCAUGAUGACUUUGGCAGGCAG